Molecule: messenger RNA, 276 nt
Organism: Staurois parvus
Lineage: Eukaryota; Metazoa; Chordata; Amphibia; Anura; Ranidae
Source: the annotation of a GenBank genome assembly
CGUCCUGACAUUUGGGGGAUAUCUGUACCGUCCCGACAUUUGGGGGAUAUCUGUACCGUCCCGACAUUUGGGGGAUAUCAGUACCAUCCCGACAUUUGGGGGAUAUCUGUACCGUCCCGACCGACAUUUGGGGGAUAUCUGUACCAUCCCGACAUUUGGGGGAUAUCUGUACCAUCCCGACAUUUGGGGGGAUAUCUGUACCAUCCCGACAUUUGGGGGGAUAUCUGUACCAUCCCGACAUUUGGGGGAUAUCUGUACCGUCCUGACAUUUGGGGG